Molecule: messenger RNA, 1840 nt
Organism: Rhincodon typus (whale shark)
Lineage: Eukaryota; Metazoa; Chordata; Chondrichthyes; Orectolobiformes; Rhincodontidae
Gene: rnf8
Product: ring finger protein 8, E3 ubiquitin protein ligase
Exons: 8
Coding region: 101-1540 (479 amino acids)
Biological process (GO): protein K48-linked ubiquitination; ubiquitin-dependent protein catabolic process; double-strand break repair
Cellular component (GO): nucleus; site of double-strand break; cytosol
Molecular function (GO): ubiquitin protein ligase activity; histone binding
Source: RefSeq, a predicted model, not a curated record
GGAGGGAUCGAUGUGAUCGGCUGUCGGCUGUGGGAGCUGGAGGAGGGAUCGAUGUGAUCGGCUGUCGGCUGUGGGCGCUGGAGGAGUGUUGCCCGGGAAGAUGGCGGAGAGGAGCUGUGGGGGGGAGUGGAUCCUGGAGAGAAUCGGAUCAGAAAGAGAGAGAGUGGAGCUGGAGGGGAGGCAGGGGGCAGAGGUGACAAUGGGCCGUGGACUCGGGGUGACUCACCGCAUCUUGGCCAGGAGCUGCCCCCUGAUGGUUUCCCGCAAUCACUGCACCUUUCGCCUCACUUCAGAGGGACACUGCCUCGUCAUUGACAACCAGAGUCUGAACGGAGUGUGGGUGAAUGGAGAGCGAAUUGAACCACAGCAGCCUCACCAGUUAAGUGAAGGAGAUGUGAUACAGCUGGGAGUGCCGUUACGGGAUAAGGAACGAGCAGAGUGUGAGUAUCGAUUAACUCGGAGGGACAGACAGCAGGAAGAGGCAGGUUCCAGGAGCAUUCCCAGAGCCAAGGGGAAUGGGAGAGUGAAACGUAAACACAGCCAUGAAGAAGAGGUGGGGCCACUGGAUGCAGAGGGAGCCCAGAGCUGUAAAACCAAAAUUCAGCGACUCUCUCAGUCAGACUCAUCAGGCAACUGCCCCAGCCGAGAGGGGCACAGACUCACAGCAGAGAGUACACACCCAGGCCCCAGCGGAGAGAGGCACAGGAUCACAGCAGAGGGUACAGGCCCAGGCCCCAGCCGAGAGAGGCACAGACUCACAGCGGAGGGUUCAGGCCCAGGCCCCAGCCGGAUGAGAAGGGUGUCUAUUCACUCUAGCCCCUCUGGGACACUGAGAACAAUAUCACAGGUACAGGCAGAGGAACUGUCAGUGCCCAGGGAAAAUGACAGUGACAUUGAGGAGCUGGGUGCCAAGGUUAAAGGGCUGCAGGCGCUGCAGGGAAAGCUGUGCAGUGAAUGGCAGCUGACCGAAUCCCUUCCCACAGAGCAGCAGGAGCGAAAGGAGCUGGAGGCUGCCCUCAGCCGACAGAGGAAGGAGUUGGAGGACAUCAUUCGAGCUAAAGACAGAGAACUGGAAGAGAGCAAGGUGAAGGUUCAGAAGGACCAAGCAGCUGCCCAACUCACUGAUGUCCUGGAGAACGAGCUGCAGUGUAUCAUCUGCUCUGAGCACUUUAUUGAGGCUGUCACUCUGAACUGUUCACAUAGUUUUUGCUGUCACUGUAUCCUGGAGUGGAGGAAGAGGAAGGAGGAAUGUCCCAUCUGUAGGCAGACCAUCCUUUCACAGACACGCUCUGUGGUUUUGGAUAACUGUAUUGAACGUAUGCUGGAGAAUCUGAGUGAGGCAAUGAGAGAGCGCAGACUACAACUCAUCAAAGAGAGGAAAGCAUUGAAGGUGAAACCUGUCAGUGUGACCGACAGUGAAAGCAGCAGUUGUGAUGAUCUGACUUCAACCCAAUCCGUCAGUACAUUGGACAGUUCCGAACGGGAGGAACACAGUGACAUUGGUGACACUGAGGAUGAACCCAGUUAUUACAUCAUCUGACAUGCUGCUGGGAUACUGGAUCACAGGGAUCAACUGGGAUCUGGUGGAGAUGAGGGUGUGAGCUGAGGUUCACUGGGAAUGGGGAAGGGGCAGUGAACUGGGAUCCAGUAGGGGCAUGGUUCCCAGGUGAAUGUGGUUAUGGUUCUGUUUGAUUUUCUGCUGAGUGGGAGAGGAAGGUGUUUUGGAGAUGGGAGUAUGGAUGGUUGUUUAUUUGAAGAACUGCUGUGUCCUUAUCUCGGGUUCCAGAUGGUGACACUGGCAUUCUCUCUGUUCUCUGGUCAAUAAAUGCUGGGUUUUGUA